AUGAUUUCCUCGAUAUCCAAAGUUAUUUUGCCAUUUGUGCUUCUGGCACCAGCUACACAUGCAGCAAGUCUAGCUGCAACUCCAUUAGUAUGCUCAAACCCAGCAUUGAGUUGUAGUGGUUCAUCCACCAAUACCUGCUGCUUCAAUACUCCUGGUGGUCAAAUGGUUCAAACCCAAUUUUGGGAUUCGGAUCCUAGCACAGGUCCUUCCGAUUCUUGGACAAUCCACGGUUUAUGGCCCGAUCACUGCGAUGGUACAUAUGAUUCAAACUGCGAUAGCAGCCGUGCUUACUCAAGCAUAACCAACAUUCUUUCUGCUGCUGGUCAAACAUCUUUGCUCUCUAGCUACACCACUGGUGCAGAAGUCGUAGAUUUUUUCAACGUUGCUGUUGAUCUUUUCAAGAUCCUUCCUACAUACACAUGGUUAGCCAAUGCAGGCAUCGUGCCAUCCAACACCAAGACCUACACUUCUGCACAAAUCCAAGCAGCCCUCACCGCCGGUUUUGGUUACCCCGCCACUAUCCAAUGUAGCUCCUCUUCUCUCAACGCCGUCUGGUACUCCUUCGAAGUACGCGGUUCCGUCGCCACCGGAACUUUCGUUCCUAUCGCUCCCGUCGGUCAAUCUGGAUCAUGUCCAUCAAGUGGUAUUAAAUACGGUGUCAAAUCUGGUUCUUCGUCAGGUGGUGGCGGUGGCAGUGGAACACCAACUACCACCGCUACUGCCCCUGUUGGAACCGGAUCAUUUUCUGGAUCUGGAUAUUUGCAGGCGUAUGCUGGAGGUUCCAACAAUGGAUGUUUGAUCAGUGCAGGUACUUGGUACACUACAGGAACUUGUGCCACAUACACUGCGACUCCUUCUGGUUCCGGCUUCACCCUCAAAUCCUCCAAAGGUGCAUGCGGUAUCUCUGGCAGUACAUUUAGCUGCGGUUCCGGCGUCAGCUCUACCGUAUUCGGAUCCUCCGGCGGCUACCUAACCUACGGUGGUUCCUCCACCUUCUACGCUACCUCCACUCCAUCUGGAUCUACUCAAGCAACAGUCUACACAAGUAGCCAAAGUGUUUCUGUCCAGUUUGCUUGGCAAUCCAAAUAA
Sclerotinia sclerotiorum 1980 UF-70 is the source of this 1089-nucleotide messenger RNA. RefSeq lists its product as hypothetical. The transcript has 6 exons. The record is from RefSeq and is a predicted model, not a curated record. Lineage: Eukaryota; Fungi; Ascomycota; Leotiomycetes; Helotiales; Sclerotiniaceae. Gene Ontology annotation, biological process: RNA catabolic process. Gene Ontology annotation, cellular component: extracellular region. Gene Ontology annotation, molecular function: ribonuclease T2 activity; RNA binding. The coding region runs from base 1 to 1089 and encodes 362 amino acids.